UGUUACUCCAAUUGUACCCUCGACAAAUUGUCGUCGUCGAUAAUGGCGACGCACUAUGGGCGACACUUGGAGAGGCUGCAGCGCGGCGAGCACUUAGAAGUUAACGCCGUAUUGGCGCUAUGCGAGCGAGUGAAGGAUCUACUUGUAGAGGAUGACAAUGUGGUGCACGUCGCGUCCCCCGUGGCGGUGUGUGGCGACAUCCACGGACAAUUCCACGAUCUGUUGGAACUCUUCAAGUUGGCGGGCCAGGCUCCCGACACGAGCUACAUCUUUCUGGGCGACUUUGUAGACCGCGGCGCCAUGAGCGUAGAGACCAUCUCGAUGCUGUGUGUACUCAAGGCCAGCUACCCGGACCGCGUGACGCUGCUGCGUGGAAAUCACGAAUCUCGCCAGACGACCCAGGUCUAUGGCUUCCAGAUCGAGUGCAUGAAGAAAUACGACGGCGACGCGCGGAUCUACAAGGCCUUCAUGGAGCUCUUUGACUUUCUACCACUGGGGGCGCUCAUCGAUAAUAGUUUGCUCUGUCUACACGGCGGCCUUAGUCCGGCACUGCACCAUUUGGACCAGCUACGAAUGCUCGACCGCUUCCAGGAGAUCCCUCCGGACGGAAUCUUUGCUGAUAUUGUGUGGUCGGACCCGGACUCCAAGACUCUGGGCUUUCACAUGUCGCCGAGAGGAGCGGGGUACAUCUUUGGAGAGGACGUGGUGGACAAGUUUCUGCACAUGAACAAGCUGGCACACAUGGCGAGAGCACAUCAGCUGUGUAUGGAAGGGUAUCAAGUACUGUUCCGAGACACGUUCUCCACGGUCUGGAGUGCGCCGAACUACUGCCAUCGCUUUGGAAACCUCGCUGCUGUCAUGGCCGUAGACGACCACCUUGACCGCACGUACAAAACCUUCAAGGAGGCGCCGUCUUCGAGGAACAUUGGCGUGCUGGACAGCAAGGGCACGAGCUCGGACGCCAUCGACGCCGGCUACUUUACGUAAGUCGAGAAGAGCAUUUCGAACACUAACGAGACACACAAAAAGUCGAUAGAUUUUGUACUACAGAGCUGGAGUGAUGCAGUUUGACGCGGACUUGUUUGUUCACUUAGUGGUGACGUCUCUUCUUGUCUUUGCGGUUCUUGGAGCGGCGCUUGUGAUCCUUCUUGGCCUUCUCGUAGGCUGCUGCGAUCUGCUCCAUUGUCUUGAGAUGCAGAGGCUUCAUCUUCGUCUUGACGCACUUGUCGAUUUCCAGUGCAUCAAACACCACCAGCGACUCCGGAUGAUUGUACAACUGCGCGUUGCCCACCAUGAGGUUGAAAUCCGCUUCAAACUGGUCGUGGGAGGCGUAGUAGUACAUGUCCAGACGCGCCUUGAUGGUCGCCAAGUCCAUUGGCUCUUUCACGAUCGUGUAGUAGUCCGGGUAGUCCACUGCUGAUGGCUUCUCCAUGUACAAUUCCGAGCGAAGACGUCCAGUAGGGUCCUUGAGCUUGAUAACGGCGUCAUAAACCUUCUUGUAGUAGUAGCAAA
Messenger RNA from Phytophthora nicotianae INRA-310, 1512 nucleotides. RefSeq lists its product as hypothetical. The transcript is spliced from 3 exons. Gene Ontology annotation, biological process: peptidyl-serine dephosphorylation. Lineage: Eukaryota; Oomycota; Peronosporomycetes; Peronosporales; Peronosporaceae. Gene Ontology annotation, molecular function: protein serine/threonine phosphatase activity. The record is from RefSeq and is a predicted model, not a curated record. The coding region runs from base 43 to 987 and encodes 314 amino acids. Gene Ontology annotation, cellular component: FAR/SIP/STRIPAK complex.